Vitis vinifera (wine grape) is the source of this 1696-nucleotide messenger RNA. RefSeq names its product zinc finger AN1 domain-containing stress-associated protein 12. The record is from RefSeq and is a predicted model, not a curated record. Gene Ontology annotation, molecular function: zinc ion binding. Gene Ontology annotation, cellular component: cytoplasm. NCBI's taxonomy places the organism in Eukaryota, Viridiplantae, Streptophyta, Magnoliopsida, Vitales, Vitaceae. Bases 1016 to 1585 code for a protein of 189 amino acids. The transcript has 3 exons.
AAAGAGGCUUUUUAUUAUGUGGAGGGUAUGUGGCUUUGUCUGCAGGCUCUGGACCAAUCAAUCUCAUAAAGAGACCCUGUUGAUUCUAAAAGUUCAAAGAACAGAGGCAAUUAGUUGUCCCUUUUUCCUAAAAUUUUGAGUGGAAGAAUGGGUCUGACCACCCUGCAAUGGACAUGCAAGGUGAAAGAUACCAUCACAGAUGAGUUGCAGAAAACAAAACCAGGAGGAAACAUCGUAAAAACCCUAGGAAGGAAAAAUGAUAAUAAAAGAAACAUACAUUUAAUCCAAGAGAGAGAUCCAUUUCUCCAUAGAUGAAUGGCAGCAAAAGAAUUGGGUAGCCAUUAAAUUGAACUUCAACGACAAACUUAGUAAAUUGCAUACAUGUAAAGAGACAUUAACCAGAAUGGGAUUUAUUAUUUAUUAUUUAUUAUUUAUUAUUUAAUUUUUUUGUGAUUAGAAUAUCACAUUUAUAGAAGAUGAGUAGAUAGAGUUUUAUGGAAAUUUUGUUGCACAAAAUAAGUGGAGAGGAUAGAACUUGAAUAUAAAAAGAAAAAGGAAAUUGAAAAAGAGAGAAAAUUUAAAAUUUAAAAAAAAAAACAAAAAAAAUUCGUAUAUUUAAUCAAUAGGAAUCAAUGAUUGAAUGUAAAUAAAGAUUAAAAAAAAAAGCAUUUAAUUACCACCUAAAGUGAGAAAAUUAUGAUAAAGACUAAAGUGAAAUUUUUUAGCUGCAACAGUUUGCUUAGUGGUUAAGGGAUCUUUUAGAAUGGACAUUAUCUUUUGUGGGUUUUUCUAGGCUGGCUGAUACCUACCUUUUCUUUCACAAAAGUGAUUCUCUUUCCCUAAACCUGCCCUUCAGUUGGAGGCCUCACUCCUCAGUCCUCACAUUCUAUUCUACUCCUUAAAGCAUACUGACAUCAUAAUGGCAGAUACUGCCAUGGAACUCAGUGGGCAGCAGGGAUGAUUUGGACACCGUAAAAUGUCAGCUUCAUUCACAAACUGAAAAACAAGGAGAGAGAUGGGAGAAGGAACAGAGGCUUUUCCAGAUCUUGGAAGACACUGUCAACGUUCAGAUUGCAAUCAACUCGAUUUUCUGCCGUUCAAAUGUGAUGGGUGUCACCAGGUGUUUUGCUUAGAACACAGAACAUACAAGUCCCACGAGUGCCCCAAACCAGAACCCAACAGCAGGAAGGUGGUGGUGUGCGAAACCUGUUCGACAUCGAUCGAAACCACAGGGCGAGAUGAAAAAGAAGAGAAGGCCAUGUUAGAGAGGCAUGAGAAGUCAGGGGACUGCGACCCGUCAAAGAAAAAGAAGCCAAUUUGCCCAGUUCGGAGGUGCAAGGAGGUACUCACCUUCUCAAAUACAAGUACCUGCAAAACUUGUCAACUCAACUUCUGCCUCAAGCAUCGGUUCCCCAUUGAACAUGCUUGCAAGCAACGGUUGCCAUCCUCGACAACGGGGGCUAAAGAGCGGUGGAGCGACAAGUUCUUGGCGGCGUUGGGGGCUAGGAUUGGGAACGAUUGCGCCAAGAAUGGUGGGCGGACGGUGUCCCCACCUGGUACCAGUCAUCCUGUCAAAGCGUGUUGAGAUUUUAUAUGAUUUGUACAUUUUGUUGAUUAUAAUUUAUAUGCAUUGUUACCACCAGAUGUUAUAUUGGAACCAAUGUUGAAUUCAACAAGAUGAAGGUUUAUGGUAUUA